CCCCGGGAUCGUCGGCUCCGGCGGCGCGGGGCGUCCGCAUCGCCAGGAUGUACCCCCAGGGGAGGCACCCGACCCCGCUCCAGUCCGGCCAGCCCUUCAAGUUCUCGAUCCUGGAGAUCUGCGACCGCAUCAAAGAGGAAUUCCAGUUUCUUCAGGCUCAGUACCACAGCCUCAAGCUGGAAUGUGAGAAGCUGGCCAGUGAGAAGACAGAAAUGCAACGACAUUAUGUCAUGUAUUAUGAGAUGUCCUACGGGCUCAACAUCGAAAUGCAUAAACAGGCCGAGAUUGUGAAGCGCCUCAGUGGUAUCUGUGCUCAGAUUAUCCCCUUCCUGACCCAGGAGCAUCAACAACAGGUGCUACAGGCCGUGGAACGGGCCAAGCAGGUGACCGUGGGGGAGCUGAACAGCCUCAUCGGGCAGCAGCAGCUCCAGCCGCUGUCCCACCAUGCCCCCCCUGUACCCCUCACCCCUCGCCCUGCUGGCCUGGUGGGCAGCAGUGCCACGGGGCUGCUGGCCCUGUCCGGAGCUCUGGCCGCGCAGGCUCAGCUGGCUGCGGCCGCCAAGGAAGACCGGGCAGGUGGGGAGGCCGAGGGACCCAGAGUGGACAGAGCCCCGAGCAGGAGCGCAUCCCCCUCACCCCCUGAGAGUGUGGUGGAGGAGGAGCGGCCCGGUGGCCCGGCCGGCAGCGGGAAGCAGCGCGCUGAGGACAAAGAUCUGUCGGGACCUUAUGAGAGUGACGAAGACAAGAGUGACUACAACCUAGUGGUGGACGAGGACCAGCCGUCGGAGCCCCCCAGCCCUGCCAGCACCCCGUGUGGAAAGGCCCCCAUCUGUGUCCCUGCCCGUCGGGACCUCGUGGACAGUCCAGCCUCCUUGGCCUCGAGCCUCGGCUCGCCACUCCCCCGAGCCAAGGAGCUUGUCCUGAACGACCUUCCUGCCAGCACUCCCGCCCCUAAGUCCUGCGACUCCUCCCCGCCCCAGGAUGCGUCCACCCCCGGGCCCAGCUCAGCCAGUCACCUCCGCCAGCUUGCUGCCAAGCCAGCGCCUUGCACCGACAGUGUUGCCCUGAGGAGCCCCCUGACACUGUCCAGUCCAUUCACCACAUCCUUCAGCCUGAGCUCCCACAGCGCCCUUAACGGGGACCUCUCUGUGCCCAGCUCCUAUGUCAGCCUCCACCUGUCCCCCCAGGUCAGCGGCUCUGUAGUGUAUGGACGGUCCCCCAUGAUGGCAUUUGAGUGUCACCCACAUCUCCGAGGGUCAUCCAUCUCCUCCUCCCUGCCCACUAUCCCUGGUGGAAAGCCGGCCUACUCCUUCCACGUAUCUGCCGACGGGCAGAUGCAGCCGGUGCCCUUCCCCUCGGACGCGCUGGUGGGCGCGGGCAUCCCGCGGCACGCGCGGCAGCUGCACACGCUGGCGCACGGCGAGGUGGUCUGCGCGGUCACCAUCAGCGGCUCCACGCAGCACGUGUACACGGGCGGCAAGGGCUGCGUCAAAGUGUGGGACGUGGGGCAGCCGGGCGCCAAGACGCCCGUGGCCCAGCUGGACUGCCUGAACCGGGACAACUACAUUCGCUCCUGCAAGCUGCUGCCGGAUGGCCGGAGCCUGAUCGUGGGCGGCGAGGCCAGCACCCUGUCCAUCUGGGACCUGGCGGCACCCACCCCGCGCAUCAAGGCAGAGCUGACCUCCUCCGCCCCCGCUUGCUACGCCCUGGCGGUCAGCCCCGACGCCAAGGUCUGCUUUUCCUGCUGCAGCGACGGCAACAUCGUGGUCUGGGACUUGCAGAACCAGACCAUGGUCAGGCAGUUCCAGGGCCACACCGACGGCGCCAGCUGCAUCGACAUCUCCGACUACGGCACUCGGCUCUGGACCGGGGGCCUGGACAACACUGUGCGCUGCUGGGACCUGCGGGAGGGUCGCCAGCUGCAGCAGCACGACUUCAGCUCCCAGAUCUUCUCUCUGGGCCACUGCCCCAACCAGGACUGGCUGGCGGUGGGCAUGGAGAGCAGCAACGUGGAGGUCCUGCACGUCCGCAAGCCAGAGAAGUAUCAGUUGCACCUUCACGAGAGCUGUGUGCUCGCCCUCAAAUUCGCCUCCUGCGGGCGCUGGUUCGUGAGCACCGGGAAGGACAACCUGCUCAACGCCUGGAGGACGCCGUAUGGAGCCAGCAUUUUCCAGUCCAAGGAAUCAUCCUCCGUGCUGAGCUGUGACAUCUCCGGGAAUAACAAGUACAUCGUGACAGGCUCGGGUGACAAGAAGGCCACCGUGUACGAGGUGGUCUACUGAGACCCCCUCAUGCCUGCAGCCCUGGCCUGGCUCCUGGGGGAGGGGCAUCCCGGAAAGAGACCCCGACGGCCCCCCUCUGCUCCUACCUUCCAGUGCUACGUCCCAUCAGCCCUCUGGCUGCCUCCCUCACACCUGCCCUCGCUGGACUCACGGGGGGCUGGAUGGGCAGGUGGACUUUGGGGAAAUAAAUGUAUUUAUCACAA
Molecule: messenger RNA, 2485 nt
Organism: Nyctereutes procyonoides (raccoon dog)
Lineage: Eukaryota; Metazoa; Chordata; Mammalia; Carnivora; Canidae
Gene: TLE2
Product: TLE family member 2, transcriptional corepressor
Exons: 20
Coding region: 48-2282 (744 amino acids)
Biological process (GO): regulation of DNA-templated transcription; negative regulation of canonical Wnt signaling pathway
Cellular component (GO): nucleus; transcription regulator complex
Molecular function (GO): transcription corepressor activity; protein binding
Source: RefSeq, a predicted model, not a curated record